GACCUAUCAUGGUUUUCUGGGAAGGAUAUGUGAGCGACGAAGUGAUGGGCACGUUUGCCCCUAUUGUGCUUUAUUGGAUAUAUGCUGGAUUUUAUCAGUUGUUACCACCUUUGGACAAUUAUCGGUUACAUUCUAGAAGAGAAGAGGAAGAGAAGAAUUUGGUGCCACUCUUGGCCGUGGUGAAGGGUGUUUUACUUCAACAGCUUGUUCAGGCAACCGUGGCACUACUAUUGUUGACCUCAAAUGCAAAUGCAUCUGGGGUUACAGUGCAACCUUCUAUUCUGGUACAAGCUUUUCAGAUCGUCAUUGCUAUGUUUGUCAUGGAUACAUGGCAAUACUUUGUGCACCGCUACAUGCAUCAGAACAAAUUUUUAUAUCGUCAUAUCCACUCUCAACAUCACAAACUAGUUGUUCCUUAUGCAAUAGGUGCCCUGUAUAACCACCCUCUUGAGGGUCUUCUUCUCGACACUUUUGGUGGUGCCAUCUCGUAUCUAGUUUCUGGAAUGACUGCCAGAACAGCCAUCGUGUUCUUUUGCUUUGCUGUCAUUAAGACCGUGGAUGAUCAUUGUGGACUCUGGUUGCCAGGAAAUAUCUUCCACAUGUUUUUCCAGAACAAUACAGCUUAUCAUGAUAUCCACCAUCAACUACAAGGGCUGAAGUACAACUAUUCUCAACCAUUCUUUUCAAUAUGGGACAAAAUUCUCGGGACAUACAUGCCGUACAAUCUUGUAAAGCGAGCUGAAGGGGGUUUUACAGCAAAGGCACUGAAGAAGGACUAGUUUUAUUUGGCCAAACAAAAAAGAUGGACUAGUUUCAUGCAGUGAAAGUUGAUCAUGUGUUAUUGUCACUUCUGAAUUCUGAUGGGAACGAUCUUCCUUCCCUUACAGCUAGAUUUGCUGAUGGGGAAAGAUUCUGACCCAUCUCCAGGAGGCUUUCUAAUAGGCAUAUACUUGGUAUC
This is a messenger RNA of Neltuma alba, 958 nucleotides long. RefSeq names its product very-long-chain aldehyde decarbonylase GL1-9-like. Gene Ontology annotation, biological process: lipid biosynthetic process. NCBI's taxonomy places the organism in Eukaryota, Viridiplantae, Streptophyta, Magnoliopsida, Fabales, Fabaceae. Gene Ontology annotation, molecular function: oxidoreductase activity; iron ion binding. The transcript has 2 exons. The record is from RefSeq and is a predicted model, not a curated record. The coding region runs from base 9 to 779 and encodes 256 amino acids.